CCUAAUACCAACUUGGCCAGCACACCAGUUAGACCUGCAGAACCACAUAGAAAUACUACAAUGAAAAAUGUUGUAACUCAAAGUAGUGAAAGUUGUCAGGUUGCUGUGGGAUCACCACAAAGUCAACCCCUACCCAGGACAACUUCAUCCAAUGUUAAUAAGCUUGAUCAGCCGCUGCGAAGGUCACCAAGAAAACACAAAAGAAACAAGGAGGUUGAUAUGGUCAGACUGGUAAAAGACAGCGAUGUGAUGGUUGAUAGGAACAGCAAACGGAAAGCAGCAUCUGCUGCCAUGAAUAAACCUGGUAGGGAAGGCUAUUUCUAGAGGUCACAUUUUUCAUGGGAUCUUUAUGAAAAUUGGUCAGAAUGUUCAUCUUGAUGAUAUCUAGGUCAAGUUCGUAACUGGGUCAGUGCGGUCAAAAACUAGUGUCUGAUCAACCCAGCCAGAUUUAUGACUGUGUCCUAUAAUGGCAUCUGUAAAAUUAGAGAAAGAGUCUCCGGCAAGUGUUCAAAGGUAAAGGCUACUCACUUUCAAGGAAGCUAUCAGAAAUUUGUUACAGUUAACAAGAUCAUGCCGCACACCUCUAGGUAAAACGAAAAUUUUACAGAACACAAGUGGAGGUAGUAUGACCUUGACCUCAUCUUCGAAGAGAUUGCUCCAGAGUUUGUCAGUGAGGAAGCCAAUCAUUCAACUGCUUGUUUCUGCCACUCAGGGUCACCUGAGUGCUUACAGUGAUGGCGGUCUAUUUCUUGCUUCUUUAGCAUCAGAUCUUGUUCUCAGAUCUGUAGAUUCCAAUCAGAAUGCAAAAAUACUGGCUGAGGUUUAUGAAACAUUUUUGACCUUAUCUCUAGAAUAUUUAAACAGUGAUGUCUGUGCAUUUAAAUAUAAAGCCAUGAUGUCGGAUAUUAAAUUUAUGAAAUCAUUUGUGAAAAGUGUAUUGGGAACAAAGUCAUUGUGCCAAUGGGACAAAUCAAAACUUGAGCAUGUGUCAAAUAUUGUUUUGGAAACUUUCCUUCAGUGUCUCUCUGAUGAUAGUCAGAGCAUGCAUGCAUCUGAUGUCUUUGUGAUGGCAACUUUAGAGCUAGAUAUGUUAGAAAGCAAAAGUAUGUGUGGACUUUUAUUGCCAGCACCGGAACUGUCAAAGUUCAAGGUGAAACCUUUAAUUAAAGCCAAAACAGUUGGUUCAGGCCAAAGUCAGGACUAUAAAAGUGGCCUUAAUAACAGGUUAAAUUCUUUAUCAGGUGAUUUAGAUGAACUAUCUGGUGUAAAAUACGAAGUUAGUCAAGAUAUUUCAGUGGAUACGGAAAUGCUGGAACGGUUAUCGGGUUUUUGUGAUUCCAUAGUCCAGUCUAAUGUUGGACUGGUUCUCUGUCAGAAAGUGAUACAUCCAAAAUUGAAGCUCAUUCUUAGAAAAUCUUGAGUAAUUGUGAUAGAUAGGAUUGGGCUACAGCUGGUGAAAUAUAUAGUUAAAUUAACAGGUUGUGUACCGAUCCAGAGUCUGGCUAAUUCUACAUCAGAGAACUCCUUUGGACAUAUAGAUGAUGUCCAACAUAAAAUUGUAAAUAAAAUGAGCUAUCUACACUUGACAAGGGCAGACAACCCUGUAUCAACACUUAUAUUGUAUCACUGCCAGGAUCAACCCCUGCAAGAGCUUAAGGAUGUAUGUAUUACCAGUCUAGACAGUUUCCAGCAGCUUCUGUAUACCCCUGCAGUACUGGCUGGUGGUGGAUGCUGGCAAGUGGGUUUGUCAAACUAUUUAAGAAAUAAGAUUGAGAAUGAGAAAAGGAAGUUAUCGGAGGUUCUAGAAUGUCCAGCCAGCACUAUACAGCAAGCAUGCAUAUUGUUCAGACAGGCUUUAAUAACAGCAGCUUUGGGAGUUCAUAGCUGUAGUGUAAGCAGACAUAGUGGUCAUGUGUUCAGCAAUGAUGAUGUCAAAGGUGAUGAUGAUAGUGAUGAUAAUGAUGGUGGUGGUGACAGAUACUGCUUGUGUGGUAUCUACAAAGCUAGAAAAGAUGAAGAACUGAUCAGAUUAAGAGAAGAUGAAGACAUGUGUGUGAAAACAGAAGUUGGAAAAUUGCCUGUAGGAGAUGCUAUAGAGAAACAUGAUAGUGUUGUCAUGGAUAGUUUUAGCAUGUGUGUGAAUGCGUUACAGACGUCUGUGUUGACUGCAUGUUCUGUGCUGAAGAUUGGCCAAGUUGUUGAAAAUUUGUGAUGAGAAUAAUUUGUUGUUUUUAUUAGCAAAUUUAUUUGUCUUUCAUCUGCAUAUUAUUUUAUUGAAUAUUGGCUGGGCUGCUGGGAAUAUUUAAUGGUAAUUUAUUUUUAAAGACCUAAGUAGUAACUGCAUUAAAUUGUCUAAUGGUUUUGUCAGUUGAAAGCUUGCAAAAUGCCCACUUUUACAGCUUAAUAGACUUUAACUACUUGUAGAUAAUUCAGGACAUAAUUAGAAUUUUAUAUAUUGAACAAAAUUUGAGAUAUGAAUCGCACUUGAAAUAUAUUUAUUUACAAAAAAUGAAACCUUUAACAUGUUGACAGUUAUAAACAAACCUUGAAAUGUUCAUGCAGAUAAUUAAGUUUACCUCAGGACAUGUAGAAUGCUUGUAUAAUUAGUGUAGUAGAAUUUCAAUUAACCUUUACAUAUGCCUUAAAGGAAAAGUUGUAAUUGUUUAUUUUGUUGAUGAAUAUGCAUGACAUGGGCCAGGUGUUUUCAAUUUGUGAUGAAAUUAUUUGAAAUUGAUAAAUUUGAAAUAGUAAUUUAAAUUCAAUUAAAGGUUUAUUAGAUCCCAAUUUUGUAUUUGAACAUAUAAAUUUCUUAUACUUUAUGUAAACAUAAAAUCAACAUGUGUAUCAACUUUACUAUGCAUAAGGUUUAAUAUAGUACAAAUGUGUACAUGUAUAGCUGAACACAUUAUAAAUGUGUUUUUCCCCCUAAAAAACUGGGAGUCUUUUUAACAAACGACUCUUACUGCAUGACAUUUGUUGAUGAAUGUAGUUAUACAGACACAAUUAAUUUAUAUCCUUAGUAUGAAAAUUAAAUAUAUUUAAUGAGGAUUUUCAAAAUUUAAGGUAAUAUCUGAAGAUAAAAUAUUCAAAUGAAAGAUUGGCAUUGAAUAUCCUUACAUUUUGUUGUUAAGAUCUUCUGAACCAAUGGGUAUGCUUUAAGUUGGCUCGCUGGUUGAAAACAUAUACCAGUAAUAAAAUUAUGUAAAAACUAUGAAUGUUUAAAGAUGUGUUUGUAGUAUUAGUUGUGCAGUAAAAUGGCUACACUACAGAUUUAUCAAUGUGUAGCAAAAGUCCAACAUAAUACAUGUAUUUGUUUUUUUUUUCUAAUCUGAAAAUAUAUUUUUAGAACAACA
Molecule: messenger RNA, 3353 nt
Organism: Mercenaria mercenaria
Lineage: Eukaryota; Metazoa; Mollusca; Bivalvia; Venerida; Veneridae
Product: molecular chaperone MKKS-like
Exons: 7
Coding region: 1568-2212 (214 amino acids)
Biological process (GO): chaperone-mediated protein complex assembly; cilium assembly; protein folding
Cellular component (GO): kinociliary basal body; cytoplasm; nucleus
Molecular function (GO): ATP binding
Source: RefSeq, a predicted model, not a curated record